GGCCCUUUUUUUUUCUUCGCACCAGCCCCCCAAAAUUUCAGCUCCUUGGAUCGGAGGCUUCAAUUGGUCAAGCAGGAGAAGAUGGCAGCGGUCUCUACGCGGCGGCAAUGGACGGCGGCAGCUCAAAGUUUGGAUGGCGGUGACGGCUCGCAGCUGCGAUCUCGACGAACGGUUCCUGACGGCGGAGACGAUCUGAUCUGACGGCGGCGGCGCAAUCUGAAACGGCUUCUCAACCUGGCGGCGGCGCAAUCUGAAACGGCUUCUCAACCUGGCGGCGGCUCUGCGGCUGGACUGCCUUCUGCACGGCCUCGCAAUCCAAGAGGUCGACAACGGCGCUAUAAGGGAUGCAGCGGCGGCUCGCUAAUGGUGGCGAACACCUGUGCAGAUCUCCCCCGAACUAACGGCUUCUCCUCUGCUGCACAACUCCGAACCAGCGGCUGUGGUUCACUCUUCAGAUCCGGUUGCGGCCCUUCACAACAGCGACGGCUCUUCAACGCGGCGGCGCGAUCUGAACGGCGGGGUGACGGUGGCAGCAACUCCUUCGCUUGCUGCGGUCCCCCUCGAACCAGCAACGGCGGCGGUCUGGUUCUGCUCGAUUGAAGGCGGCAGCGGUGAGUCUCACGGGACUUACUUCCUGCUGCGGCUCUCCGAUUCAAGCGCGGUAGUGCUCCGUGGGAAUCAACGGGGAUGGUGGUGCUCCGGCGGCAGCGGCCCUCACUCCGGCUCGUGCUGCUGCACACAGUUCUUCUCCAAAGAACCCAGGCAUGGUCAAUGUGGAAUAAAGGGGCAGCGUUGGAACUCAUUGAUCCCACAAUGCCAUUGGCUGGUUCAACCAGCGACGUAACGAGGUGCAUCCAUAUUGCAUUGUUGUGUGUGCAAGAAAACGCGGAGAACAGACCGACCAUGGCUUCGGUUGUUCUCAUGCUCAGCAGCAGCUCCCUCGCCCUCUCAAGACCGGCAAGGCCGGCGUACACCCUUCACUCCACGACCCAUCAAUAUUCGUCAUUGUCUCCGUUGUCUUCUUCACAUAUUUCUCGCUCUGCUUCUUCCAAAGGUAGAGGCCAGGAUGAUGACAAGCAGAGUUCUAGGAAUCAAGUUUCUAUAUCAGAGUUUGAACCUAGAUAGUUUGGUUUUUAAUUUUCCCUAUAAUAAUAAUAAUAGUAGUAGUAACAAUUUUAUGGGGGAAUUGGUGGCAUUUAGUGUUCAAAACAACAUAGCCCCCCGUCCCAAAGCUAAAUUUACAAGAGGAUAAUGGUGAAGUUCAAAGAUGAUUAUAUAUAGACGGUUGUCAUCCAUUGAGCGUUUCUAGUAUUUUUGAAUUUACAAACAUUUAGGGGUCAAACUCUUUUUUCUUUAUUAUAUUUUAGUACUUAUUUUUGCAAAUCGUUUGUUAAAAUCACGCAAUCUUGUCACUCUUGAAUAAAUGGAAUUGUAAAUG
Cuscuta campestris is the source of this 1438-nucleotide messenger RNA. NCBI's taxonomy places the organism in Eukaryota, Viridiplantae, Streptophyta, Magnoliopsida, Solanales, Convolvulaceae. The record is from the annotation of a GenBank genome assembly.